Messenger RNA from Neofelis nebulosa (Clouded leopard), 1644 nucleotides. It is a transcript of the gene GPHB5, whose product is annotated as glycoprotein hormone subunit beta 5. Gene Ontology annotation, biological process: regulation of thyroid hormone receptor signaling pathway; G protein-coupled receptor signaling pathway. The coding region runs from base 122 to 514 and encodes 130 amino acids. The transcript is spliced from 3 exons. Gene Ontology annotation, molecular function: hormone activity. Gene Ontology annotation, cellular component: cytoplasm; extracellular region. Lineage: Eukaryota; Metazoa; Chordata; Mammalia; Carnivora; Felidae. The record is from RefSeq and is a predicted model, not a curated record.
AGUGACAGAGGGUAGAGACAUUUACCCAGAGCAAACUUCUAUCACUCAUCGUGAUUUUCAGGAAUCUUGGGUGCAGGUGUGAACCUUAAAAGGAGUUAGCUCCAGCAAGAUCAGGAACGCCAUGAAGCUGGCAUACCUUUUCCUCGGCCCCAUGGCCCUCUUCCUCCUAGCUGGCUGCAUCUGUGUUCUCAGCACGUCCAGUGGGAACCUGCUCACCUUUGUGGGCUGUGCCGUGAGGGAGUUUACUUUCCUGGCCAAAAAGCCUGGCUGCAGGGGCCUUCGGAUCACUACGGAUGCCUGCUGGGGCCGCUGUGAGACCUGGGAGAAGCCCAUCCUGGAACCCCCCUACAUUGAAGCACAUCAUCGAGUCUGUACCUACAACGAGACCAGACAGGUGACGGUCAAGCUGCCCAAUUGCGCCCCUGGAGUGGACCCCUUCUACACCUACCCCGUGGCUGUCCGCUGCGACUGCGGGGCCUGUUCCACUGCCACCACGGAGUGCGAGACCAUCUGAAGCUGGCGUGGCCUACAGAACACAGCUGGCAGCUUUGAGCUUCACGGACCCAGGUGCACGGGCAACCUGAGCAGCUAUACCCCCUGGAUUCAAGGACUGUUUAAUUCUGACCACCUGUGGAGGAGGUUAUCCGUCUCCCUUAGGCCCAACUCCGGCCUAAGGCCCAGAGGCAGCAUACUGAUGCUAAAAAUGCAAAACAACAAUUGUGUUUUCGCUGAAAUAAUUUCUCUGGUUCACACACUUGCAAAUUAAUUUAUCUUUGCCUUGAAUCUCAGAACAUAAUUUGUAUAUACCACAAUCCUCCUCCAAUCCGGAUUUAUAAUACGCUAAUAGUUUAAGUGCAGUGGGAGUAGUUAGGAAAUGGGUCUAGAAAGUCUUUAAAUUCCCAUCUCUUAUUUAACAAUUGGUCUUCAACUAGAUUUAGGAUCAAAGGGCCAGAUAUUAAUAAAACCAAGGCUUUGUCCUCAAGCCCCCAAAGAAAAUCCAAUUGCAAGCUUCCUUAGAGAAAAUACUCCCUCCUUCUUUUAACUGAGCACUUAUCUCAGGUUAAAAAGUGCUCAGAUUAAAAAGAGGAGGGCAAUAGUAGCUCAAAUUGAAACGUGUUUGGUUCUGGGUGAUUCUUUUCCCGAGCAAAAUUCUUGAAGCUCCUCCUUCAUGAAGAGGCCCCUUUGUGAUAAAAACAAAAACAAAAAUGAAACAAAACUCAGGAGAAAAUGUGAACUGGAUCCAUCGUUUAGGUUUAAAAAUGUACAGAACUAAACUCUGGUUUUAGACUCAUGGGAUGCUCUCCCAAAGCUAUGGCCAAAACGAUUAAUCACAAAUAUUCUUUCCCAUUUAGCAUAUUUUAAAUUUAAGUUGUAAUUUUUUAAAUUUGGAAAUUUUGCAUGUUUAUAGGGGUAAAACUGCAUUGCUGGCUUGGGGGAAAGUCCGUGAUCAUCUAGGCCUUGUGCUAAAAUCUUACAGCAGCUGAUUCUCUGUGACUUUUUUUUUUUUUUUUUUUAACUCUGGUAUUGUGCAAGUGUCUUUAAUUCCGACAUUUUGAGGGUUGAAAUGAACUCUGUUCCUUUUUUUCACAACACGCCAGGAAAAUCUGUGUUAAUGCCAAUAAAGCAUGUUCUUUGUCUUUUGGA